Molecule: messenger RNA, 2085 nt
Organism: Trichogramma pretiosum
Lineage: Eukaryota; Metazoa; Arthropoda; Insecta; Hymenoptera; Trichogrammatidae
Product: zinc finger protein 595-like
Exons: 3
Coding region: 290-2026 (578 amino acids)
Cellular component (GO): nucleus
Source: RefSeq, a predicted model, not a curated record
GCUCGGCAGUGAGCUCAGCAUAUAUUUACUACACCGUAAUCCGUAACGUGUACACGUGUGUCGUGUUGUGCUGACUAUCAUUGUGUAAAGUCGUAAUUUUACGAUAAAAUAGUGUUCACAAGUCGCUAGCAAAAAGUAAUUCUUGCAGUAAACAAGCGUUGAAAAAUUAUACCCGUAAAAGUUGGUUCAAUCAAGGAAUAUAGAGUUGUCUAUACAUGACAUAUAACUGUGAAUAUUUCCUCGGUGCAUAUCAGAGAAAACUCGCAGUGAACAUAUAAAAUAACGAGCAAUGGAAAACCACCAGAACAAUAUCAGCGUGAAGGAGGAGCAAAAUGUAGGUGAUGAUUAUAAUUUCUUCUCAACUGAAACUUAUGAAUCUAGAAGCUUUGAAUCAUAUGAUAAAUUAUCAAAAAAUCAAAAGAAAGAGCCCACAGACGAAAGAGAUUUUGAAGUUGUUGAACCUGAUCUGGACUCUAUAAAAGAGGAAAACUGCAACAUUGAAACUAAUAAUCAAUGUAACCCAUCUAUUGCGACAACAGGAAACGAAGAUCAGUCUAAUUACUUAAACAAUAAAAAGCUGAUUAUUUCAAUUAAAAAAGGAUUCAAUUAUGAAAAAAAUUGCCAGUUUCAAGAAUUUAAAAUUAACGAAACCAAGGAGGCAAAAAUAUUGGAAAAAACUAUUCAAACUAAAUUACUUCAAAAACGUAAUUUGUGUCAAAAAAAUGUUAAAGGAAAAGAUAAGAGCAUCAAACCAUGUAAAUGUGAAAUUUGUCAUAAAUCAUUUAAAUUCCAAAGUCAGCUAAAAUUUCAUGUUAACGCAGCACACAUCAAACCCUUUAAGUGUGAGAUGUGUAAUAAGGCAUUUGGAGAUCAGUAUACACUUGGAAGGCACAUGAUGUCAAUACAUAAACAGAAAGAACCCUUCAAAUGUGACAUUUGCCACAAAACGUAUGGACAAGAAAGUCAUCUCAAAGACCAUAUAAGGGUAGUACAUAAACGUAUGAAAGCCUUCGAAUGUGAAAUUUGUCACAAAUCAUUUGGAUACGCGAGUGAUUUCAAGAAACAUAUAAAUGGAGUACAUGGACGUAGCAAACCCUUUGAAUGUGAGAUUUGUCACAAAUCAUUUGGAUACCCGAGUGACCUCAAGAGUCACACAAAUACAGUACAUGAUAAAAUCAAAUCCUUCGAAUGUGAAAUUUGUCACAAAUCAUAUGCCUACCGGCGAAGCUUAUUUCUUCAUAAAAACGCAGUACAUGAUCGUAGUCAAAUUUUUCAGUGCGAUUUUUGUGACAAGUCGUUUGCACAAAAAGGUCACCUCAAAAUUCACGUGGAUGCCGUGCAUAAUCGAAGAAAACCCCACGAAUGUGAAAUUUGUCACGAAUCAUUUGGGUACCCAAAUCUACUGAAAACGCAUAUGAAGCGAGUACAUGAAGGAGUAAUCGAAUCUUUCGAGUGUGAGAUUUGUCAUAAAUCAUACAAUCGCAAGGAUCACCUCAAAGUACACAUGAAUGCAGUACAUAAUCAAAUCAAACUAUUUCAAUGUGAGACUUGUCAUGAAUCAUUCUGGCUCAAGAGUCGACUCGAUGAUCACAUGAAGACACAUAAAGGUAUCAAACCCUUCAAGUGUGAAUUGUGUAACAAGUCAUUAUCAAGGAAGAGUAAACUCACAGAUCACAUAAAUAUAGUACACGAUCGAAUCAAACCAUUCAAAUGUGAGACUUGUCACAAAUCAUUUGGAAAAAAUUAUCGACUCCAAUCUCACAUAAAAAUAGUACACAAUGGCGACAAACAACAUAAAUGUGAGAUUUGUCCCAAGUCAUAUGCUUAUUUAAGUGACCUGAAAUCGCACAUAAGUGUAGUACAUAAUCAUACCAAAGCCUACGAGUGCGAUAUCUGUCACAAAUCAUUUGGCUGGAGAGGUCACCUUAGAAGUCACAUACUUGCAGUACACGGUAAUAACGGCACACCGUACAUCACGAAGGUACAUGAUAAAGUGGUGACCGAGAAAGUUGAGAUUUCUUCGUAGACAUUUGUACAUAAUGGAGACUUAGCAAUAUGUAAUAUAAAAUACGUAAUUUAAAAAAA